AUGCUUUGCUUCAUGUGUUCACCCCUGGCUGGUGUACAGUUCUGUUCGCAGUUCAUGACUCGCUACAUUGAAAAAGCUUCAUUCACCUUUUUGAUAGACUGGAUAAAUACGAUUGCUAACUAUAUGGUAGGGAUCAGCACUAUCACAGCGUAUGCGAUUCUUGUAUCUGUUCUGCUUAUACGUGGAACUAUCAGGUUAAGGAGCAACACAGAGUUGAAAAUGAUGAUACAGAUUGCCGUAAUGUCAACAAUCGGGGUCUUCUAUUUCUUCUAUUGGGAGUUCCACCAUUCUCUGAAUAUUGAUCUUGCGAGCAGUACUAUCAUAUACGAAAAUCUCACGUUAUUCUACUACGACGCAGUUGUUCUCCCUUACUUACUGUUAAACAACACUUUUGGUCAACGAUUUCUUGCCACAUUUCACAAGAGUGGUCUUCGUUGUUCGGCAAAAUCGCUGGUCCGCAGAAAUGUGUUCUUCCUUACGGGAGCAAGAGUCGACUGUUUAGGAAAAGGAAUCGGCUCUCCACAAUAA
Messenger RNA from Necator americanus (New World hookworm), 528 nucleotides. RefSeq lists its product as uncharacterized. The transcript has 4 exons. The coding region runs from base 1 to 528 and encodes 175 amino acids. The record is from RefSeq and is a predicted model, not a curated record. Lineage: Eukaryota; Metazoa; Nematoda; Chromadorea; Rhabditida; Ancylostomatidae.